Aspergillus fischeri NRRL 181 is the source of this 1137-nucleotide messenger RNA. RefSeq lists its product as uncharacterized. Bases 1 to 1137 code for a protein of 378 amino acids. The transcript has a single exon. The record is from RefSeq and is a predicted model, not a curated record. Lineage: Eukaryota; Fungi; Ascomycota; Eurotiomycetes; Eurotiales; Aspergillaceae.
AUGCGACACUUCGAUGCCUGGCUGCUUCGUGAUCCCUACUCCAUCUGGCACUACUAUUCCACCGGACGACGAUGGCAGGAGAUAGUCCGUGAUCUCAUCCAGGAACGCAAGAUCUGUGCUCCUCCUGUCGACUUACUAUCUUCAACCCCAUCCAGACCAGUGGACCCUUACGAUUGUCCCGUCAACCCGCAGUUCGCCUCGCCGCUCUUCGGCAAACUGCCCGCAGAGAUCCGCUUGAUCAUCUACCACUACGUCUUUGGCGACGAGGCCGUCCAUCUGGUCCAGCUCAAGGGCAAGAUCCGCCAUGUGCGCUGCAAGCACACCUCCUCCUCCCUCGACAGUCACCGACUCUGUUGCCCGAUCACCCCGGCUCGCUGGCGAGCGGGAGCAGCGACCCACGACGGCCAUUCCGACAGCAUGCUCUACCCGCACACCCACCCCGCCCUCCCCAACACGCUGAGCAACGGCUCACUCGCCCUCCUGCGCACCUGCCGCGCCGUCUACGCCGAGGCCGCCGACCUCCCCUACGCCACCCCGGUCUUCGACGUCGACGAUCUGCACACCUUCGUGGCCUUCUCCCAGACCAUCGACCCGCACCGCCUGCGCGCCAUCCGCCGCCUCACCGUCCAGUGGACGCCCGUCUGGCAACCCAUGGCCGGCCAGGAGCACAAGGCCUCCAUCUACGCGCACACCCACAACGACCACCUCUGGGCCCUCUUCUGGUCCCGCGUCGCCGCCUGCCGCGGCCUCGAGGAGCUCCAUCUCAGCAUUGACCUCGGCCGCUUCACCAGGGCCACCAACACCACCGCCGGCGGACAACGCCUGCGGCUGGACGUAAGGGAGCCAUGGGUCGCGCCGCUGCUGUCUGUGCGGGGCCUGCGCGUGUUCGAGCUGGGUAUCACCGCGCGGUGUGACGCUGAGCCUGUCGCGCGGAGGCUCCUGGAGGAGAACCUGAGUCGGGACGCGGUGACGCUGAGAGACCAUCUCCGUGCGGUCAUGUGCUCGGCGCCUGGCGAAGCUGUCCUGGUUCCGGGGGUUGAGCUCUGGAAGCCUUGUCCCGUGGAGGACAGCGAUGAGCAGACGCAGCUUCCCCGAUGGCAUCGAAGCAGGCCUCGUCUCGCUAUCACUGCUAAGUAG